AUGUCUUUGCGCGGAAAGGUUGCUGUCGUCACUGGAGCUUCGAGAGGCUGCGGACGAGGUUGGUUACCGUAUUCAUUUCCUGAAUUAUCUGAAAUUUCAGGAAUCGCUCUACAACUGGCCGAGGCUGGAUGCACUGUCUUCGUGACGUCACGCAAACCACAACAAAGUCUAUCUUGCGAGAUGUCGAAGCUGCCGAAUCUGGAAGAAACUGCCGAGGAAUGCAGAAGACGUGGAGGAAUUUGUCACCCGUACUAUGUCGACCACAGUAAACUGGAGGAGGUCGAGGAAUUCUUCAAGGAAGUCGCCAAAGUGUCAAACAAUCAGCUGGAUAUUUUGGUUAACAACGCUUUCUCGGCUGUGACGGUAAUUUCGGAAACUGCAAAUGACUGGUUUAUGAUCAUUCCAUGAUACCUUCAGAGAUGCGGAUCUGGUGAUUCUGAGAGGUUCUUCGAGAAGGAUCUUGAAAUCUGGGAAGACGUCAACAAUGUCGGACUUCGCAACCAGUACUAUUGCAACGUUUUUGGCACCAGACAAAUGAUGAAAAAUGGAGGCAAAGGACUGAUUGUUAACAUCAGUUCUCUUGGAGGAAUCAUGUCAGUGCCACGUUUUAAAACCCCCUUGUACUGACCCUAGUCUUUUUCAGGUACCUUUUCAAUGUUCCGUACGGUGUCGGGAAGAUGGCUAUCGAUAGAAUGUCCUCUGACAUUUCUCACGAGCUCCGUGAUACUGACAUUACUGUCGUUUCUCUGUGGCCGUCUGCAGUCAGAACCGAACUCAUUGUUAACAUGCUGGAAACUUCCACUGGGUCUUGGGGCAAGGUACCUAGAAAACGAUCUAUUGACAAAAUGACUUGUUCUUUUUCAGACUGAAAAUCAAAUGUUCCUGAACGGGGAGUCGAUUGAGUACUCUGGAAAGGCUAUUGUGGCAAUCGCUUCGGAUCCGAACCGCAAAGCGUGGAGUGGUGCCACGUUGAUCUCGACGGACAUGGGAAACUACUAUUCGUUCAAAGAUAUUGACGGUAAGACGCCACUUUUUUUUAUCGCCUUCCCACGUCCCUAUCCACUUGAAAAUCUAUUUUCGAUGCGCGCGCUUCUAGAAAAAAAAACCCGAUGUUCGUUUUUCUCUUCCUCUUCGUUUUAUUUCCUUGUUCAUACUUGUAGACGUGGCUUUGAAAAAGACGAGAGCCAAGAAGUGGAAUUCAAUUAGCUCGCUCUUGCACUAGCUUAUUUUAGGACGAGUUCCUACCAGUUUGCGAGGACUUCGAGGACUUCUCAUGCUCAGCGGACACUACGCGAUGGCUAGCUGGUGCCCGGCUUGGAUCAACCUUCCCGGAUGGGCUAUCACUCUGUGGCAGAACAAAAUCAAGCACUAA
This is a messenger RNA of Caenorhabditis sp. 36 PRJEB53466, 1372 nucleotides long. NCBI's taxonomy places the organism in Eukaryota, Metazoa, Nematoda, Chromadorea, Rhabditida, Rhabditidae. The record is from the annotation of a GenBank genome assembly.